GCAAUACCAACGGAGCAGCCCCAACACCUAGACAGUCGGGGGCUUCUCUCCCAUUUAAGCGUUCUGGAGCUAGUAGCGCGGUAAGUAGCACGAGUACACGAGAGCAGGCGGGAGGGAGAAGACGCGCACUUGCUGACGGUGUACCACAACAAAAAAUGUGUCAGCGCGGGAUGCAGGGACGGGAGGACGGGUGCUGACUCUGUCAUCAUUGAUGGACGACCGUCAUUGGAGCACGGCCAUGCUUGAUGAUUUCUUCUCAGGAUAUCCAUUACUGCAUCCAUUUAGAUAUUAUGUCGUUAUAAUUUAAUUAAUUUAUUAGCGCUUUAUCUCGGUUGUUAUAUCGUUAUAUAUUUAAGAUGGAAUUUUGGAUCCGUGUGGUUUUCGUUUUGACACAAUGUAUUGUUGUGUUAUCAAAUCAGUGCGUCCUACGUGACGGAGAGUGUUCUUACAAUGUGUACUUAUCGAACAACAACUGUGACAGGCCGUUACAGAAAGGAGAUGCCAAUAUACAGAAGGACUCUUACACAGUGGCCGGGAUGCAGCGGGACUUCAACGUCGUCAAAGUCAACCACGAGGACCGGAUCCGUGAACUGGAGGCCUCCAUCCAGAAACUGCUGCGCUCCUCCAUCCCCGCACGUGACGGGGUCUUCAGUUCUGGUCAGGCUUUGGAGGGGCCGGUCAACAUCGAGAACUUUUUCCCAGGAGUCCAAACCGCGGAGGGAGGACUACUUUCUUCUCUUCACAACCAUUUUACAAAUUUGAGGAACGAAAUCGAGGCUAAGGCCAAUAAAGUGACGGACAUGGAGAUCAGGCUGAAUGACACGACAGUGGCCUUACAGCAGGCCCACGACGAACUAUUCAAGAACAGCCAGAAAGUGAUCGCAGCCGAGAACCAAGUCAGAGAAAUGGUACAGGAAAGAUACGUUUUAAAAAAUCAAAUCAAGUUCAAAUCUGAACAGUUGGCCCAGGCCAUGGAGAAGGUUAAUUACACGGACGCCCGGGUCCUGCAGCUGGAGAACCAGCUUUACGUACUGGUCCGGUCCGAGUCCAACCUUAAGGAGGAGUUGGGUCUGUACCAGUGGAAGCUCAACAACAGCCUGAAGGCCUUCAAGAAUCUGCAGGGCAACCACACAAAGCUGGAGAGGACUCUGAACAAAACACAGACCGAGUUGGAGAGAGCCAAUCUGGACCUGAUGGAAUGUAUCACUGCAAAGACGCAGUCGUUUUGUGGGUUUGAGAACGACGACAUGUGUGGUUUCACCCAGGAAACGGAGAAGGACCAAUUUGAUUGGACGAGAAGCAAGGGGGAGACUCCGUCAAGUAACACCGGACCCUCGGGGGAUCACACGUGUCGGGCAAAGGGGGCUGGUCACUUCCUGUAUGUAGAGGCUUCCGGUCGGGGUAACAACGAGCGUGCAGUGAUGUACUCACCUUUCUACCAGAGUCUGGACCAGCUGUGUCUGGGAUUCUACUACCACAUGUACGGGCGUCAGAUAGGGACGCUCAAUGUCUAUACCAAGACUCGGUCCGGUGACGUAAUUGAAGCAGCGUGGAGAGCAUACGGUAACCAAGGAAACGUGUGGAUUCAGGCGUUACUAGACAUCCCCAAAAAGCUAGCCAGGGCCGGGUUUCAGCUGGUGUUUGAGGCCACAAUGACGGGGAGUUACCUGGGAGACAUCGCCAUUGACGACAUCUCGGUCAGUGACGGCCGUUGUGGGUCAGAUUCCGUCACCCCGGUGUCCGUCCAUUCCAACGUGACCCUGGAACGCAGCGCCCAGCUCCGGAGACUCCAAAAGUUCAAGAAGUUUCGGAAAAUGCUCCGACGACGGAGAAAUGAUAAUAGUGAUAGUUAGUAGUUGAAAUCUAGUGUCUUCCAAGACUCGUUAAAAUAUAUACAUGAGAAAAAUAAGAAGACCGACCCUGCUUGUUGCAUGGUGUUGAAUUUGUUCGAAGACAGAAUUGACUGGCUGCUGGCAAGAUAUCAGCGGUAAAAUGAUUGGGUCUGACAGCUAGUGGCUCAUUUUUAUAGGACUAGCUGCCGUUGUUCAUAUCAAUGUUACACCGGUGAAUUCAUUGUAUUAAAGCAUGUAUGUGUGUAUACUUAUUGCAGGCUGCAAUGGCCUCCUGAUCUCUGUAAUAAACAGUAUCAUCUCAAAGAUAUGCUCUUCCUGGGAAUAAUCAUGUAUAAUGUAUAAAAUUUACAAAU
Magallana angulata is the source of this 2206-nucleotide messenger RNA. RefSeq lists its product as uncharacterized. NCBI's taxonomy places the organism in Eukaryota, Metazoa, Mollusca, Bivalvia, Ostreida, Ostreidae. Gene Ontology annotation, cellular component: membrane. The transcript is spliced from 5 exons. The coding region runs from base 357 to 1853 and encodes 498 amino acids. The record is from RefSeq and is a predicted model, not a curated record.